AUGUCUUCUCCGGACUGCGAUCCCGAAGCGAGCACGAAUGGCUUUGAUGUAUCAGAGGAAUUCGUGCACUCGCGAGCGCACAAGGUCGCUGGUGAGACGAGUAUCGACUUCGACGGUUUGCUGUCGCCAGCGCUGAAGCUGCAUGAGGAUGCCACCAAUGGAAAUGGUGGACGCGCAUGGAUCGCGGGCAUGAUAUUGACAAAAUACUUGCUGCGCAAGAAGAAGAACGAGUUGCGAAAUGCCUCAAUAGUUGAAUUAGGUGCUGGUGGCGGUCUGACUGGGCUUGCAAUCACCAUCGGGUGCGAGCCCAAGUAUCCGCUUCAUACGACUGAUAUGCAAUCGAUGCUGGAGCUGAUGCAGCGAAAUAUCGCGCUCAACAACCUCCAACACAAAGUCGCUGCUUCGGUGUACGACUGGGGCGAAUCACGUCCAGAACACAUACCGCCCUCGCCUGACAUCGUGAUCGCUGCUGAGUGCGUAUACUUCGAGCCAGCGUUUCCGUUGCUACAGCAGACGCUCCGUGACCUCAUUGGCACCAAUACCGUCUGCUACUUCUGCUUCAAGCGGAGGAGAAGGGCUGACAUGCACUUCCUGAAAGUGGUCAAGAAGAUGUUCUUGGUCGAGGACAUCACCGAUGAUCCUGAUCACGAGAGCUAUGCGCGGGAGAAUAUCUUCUUAUGCACAAUCAGGAAGAAGGCUGACCGGUGA
Molecule: messenger RNA, 708 nt
Organism: Fulvia fulva
Lineage: Eukaryota; Fungi; Ascomycota; Dothideomycetes; Mycosphaerellales; Mycosphaerellaceae
Product: Lysine N-methyltransferase
Exons: 4
Coding region: 1-708 (235 amino acids)
Source: RefSeq, a predicted model, not a curated record